Molecule: messenger RNA, 2542 nt
Organism: Solanum lycopersicum (tomato)
Lineage: Eukaryota; Viridiplantae; Streptophyta; Magnoliopsida; Solanales; Solanaceae
Source: RefSeq, a predicted model, not a curated record
GAAGGCAUGUUGCUUCUCUCUUCUCCUGGCCAUUUAUGCACACUAUGUAUAAAUCAAAAAUCUAUAAGAAAAUUUUCUAAAGAACUUGUUAAAGUAUUACUACAUGGCUACUGUACCCAACACCUUCUGGGGUCUCCCCCUCACCCCUUUCCCUAUACAACGCCGGCGCAACCACCGGCUGGUACUCCUCCGUUCCAAUGGACCUUCUCAGUUCUCCAUCUCAACAGCACAACCAUUUCGUUCACAAUUUGUUAAUUGCCGGAAACUGAAGCGGUCCGUCGUAUCUUCGGCUUAUAUUACAGGCCCUGCUUUUGAUGCUUUUGUUUCAGAAAGCGACCCUAAAUUUGAAGAAUCGGAUGAUAGUUUAGUCGCGGUUCAGCCAAUUGAAGUUAUCCGUUGGGGCUUUAUAUGGAAACUUGUUUCUCGGCACAAGUUGAAGCUCCUUGCUUCUGUUUUCUCUCUUGUCAUCUGCACCACUUGUUCUCUUUCCCUGCCUUUACUUUCCGGAAGAUUUUUUGAGGUACUUAUUGGAACAAGAACAGAUCCUCUUUUGGAACUGCUCAGCAAAGUGGCACUUCUAUAUACACUGGAGCCUAUUUUUACAAUUAUCUAUGUGGCGAACAUAACUUCCAUUUGGGAGAAGGUUAUGUCCAGCUUAAGGGCUCAAAUUUUUCGGAGAGUACUGAUUCAAAAGAUUGACUUUUUUGACCGUUACAAGGUUGGUGAAUUAACAGCUCUAUUAACAUCUGAUCUGGGUUCUCUCAAAAAUAUUGUCAGUGAGAAUACUUCACGGGAUCGUGGUUUUAGGGCACUAUCAGAGGUGGUGGGAACAUUAUCCUUAUUGUUUGCUCUAUCUCCCCAACUUGCACCAAUUCUGGGCUUGCUCAUCCUCGCAGUGUCUAUUUUAGUUGCUCUGUUCAAGAGGUCAACUGUAAAUGUCUUCCAAGCUCAUGGACUGGUCCAAGCAUCAAUAGCUGAUUCUGUGACUGAAUCAUUUUCUGCCAUUCGCACUGUGAGGUCAUUUAGUGGGGAGAAGCGUCAGAUGUCAGUAUUUGCUCGCCAGGUACUUGAGUUUGAGAGUAGUAGCAUAAAGAUUGGGACCUUCAAAUCCUUCCAUGAGUCAGUGACGAGAGUGGCAAUUUAUAUCUCGUUGAUGGCUUUAUAUUGCCUUGGUGGAAGCAAAGUAAAGGCAGGUGAAUUAUCAGUGGGAAUUAUGGCUUCAUUUAUCGGAUAUACAUUUACAUUAACUUUCGCAGUUCAAGGCCUUGUAAAUACCUUUGGAGACCUUCGUGCAGCUCUUGCAGCAACUGAGAGAAUUAACUCAGUUUUAUCCGAUGCUGAAAUUGAUGAAGCGCUUGCAUGUUCUUUAGAGAAAGACAUGAAGCAGAAGAAGGUCCAUGAUGAGACUUUAGAGUUAUACUUGGUGAAUGAUUCUCAUGAGAAGAAGCAAUCUACCAAAACAAGAUACAUGUCUACACUAAAAUUUGGUAGCAGUGUGCGAAACUUGGCGGAGACCGGUGAUGUCUGUCUUGAAGAUGUGGAUUUCUCGUAUCCAGUGAGGCCUGAUGUGGAAAUCCUUCGUGGCCUUAAUUUAACCCUAAAAUGUGGAACUGUUACAGCUCUGGUGGGACCAAGUGGUGCAGGGAAAAGUACAGUGGUACAGUUAUUGGCACGUUUCUAUGAGCCAACUCGAGGUCGGAUAACUGUUGCGGGAGAAGAUUUGCGAACAUUUGAUAAGAGCGAGUGGGCUCGGGUUGUCUCUCUAGUUAAUCAAGAACCUGUUCUUUUCUCUGUAUCGGUUGGAGAAAAUAUUGCUUAUGCUCUCCCUGAUGAAUAUGUAUCCAAGGAUGACGUGGUAAAGGCAGCCAAGGCUGCCAAUGCGCACGAGUUCAUAAUUUCAAUGCCACAGGGUUAUGACACAUUGGUUGGUGAACGUGGUGGUUUAUUGAGUGGUGGACAGAGGCAGCGAAUUGCUAUUGCAAGGGCUCUACUGAAGAAUGCCCCUAUUUUGAUUCUUGAUGAGGCCACUAGUGCUUUAGACACUAUAAGUGAGCGUCUAGUUCAAGAAGCCCUGGACCAUCUGAUGAAGGGACGAACAACUUUGGUAAUUGCUCACAGAUUGAGCACAGUUCAGAAUGCAGAUCAAAUUGCUUUGUGUUCUGAUGGGAAGAUUGCGGAGUUGGGAACACACUUAGAGUUGUUGGAAAGGAAGGGUCAAUAUGCUUCUCUGGUUGAUACUCAGAGGCUCGCAUUUGAAUAAUCAUGAUACUGUGCACUGAAGGAGCAAUUAUUACGGAUCGGUUGUUGAAAGUCUGGUGGAUGGAUGGAUAUAGCAGGAAGUAUAACAGAGGGACAAGUCCUCCCUUUUUCUUUUGGAACACAGCAAAGUAUACAAAGUUUACAUACUAUAUACAGCUGAUGUAAAAAUUGGUACAAUUGCAGUGUAUUGUAAAUCCCGUAUCAAUGGACAUUCACGUCCAGGUUCCCAUGAAUUCUACACUUUCUGUUUACAAAAUCCAUUAUUGAAUGUUCUUUAACUUAA